Messenger RNA from Labrus mixtus (cuckoo wrasse), 2307 nucleotides. It is a transcript of the gene palm3, whose product is annotated as paralemmin 3. The transcript is spliced from 8 exons. The coding region runs from base 17 to 1408 and encodes 463 amino acids. The record is from RefSeq and is a predicted model, not a curated record. Lineage: Eukaryota; Metazoa; Chordata; Actinopteri; Labriformes; Labridae. Gene Ontology annotation, biological process: regulation of cell shape. Gene Ontology annotation, cellular component: membrane.
AAGGAGAAGCGGAGCCAUGAUGGAUGAGACGGAGAAGUACAAACAGCGGCUGGAGGCAAUUGCUGAGAAGCGUCGGUUGCAGGAAGAGGAGGACAAAGCCAGGAGAGAGAUGGAGGAUGAGAAGCUCAGACUACAGCAGCUCAAGAGAAAGUCUCUGAGAGACCAGUGGCUGAUGGAAGGAGCACCUUUGUCCCCGACGUCCCCGGACGCCCAGAGAUCUCGCUCCCCUCUGUGGGGCUCCCAGGCUCAGGAGAUGGAAAAACACAUAGACAAGUUGGAGUCAGAGAGUCAGUGGCUGCCAGAGGAGGAGGAGAAGCUGAAGGAGCAGAUGGAGGAUGGCCAAACUAAGGCAGUGAAGGUGGCAGAAGCCGGUCCAGAAAUAAUCCAGGAUGCUGUUUUGAGGAACGGUGACAACAAUGCAAUAGGAUUGGAAACAGCAGAAAAAACAGACCAAAGCUCACUGCUGGAUCAAACUUCAGCUGUCUUAACCAAUGGAAGAGGAGAUUUAGAAGCAGCCACCAAUGACAGCGUUUCAGAUGACGGUUGUCAGCCCACCACCAACGGACAUAUUGUAGUCUCCGAGGAUGUCACGAACAUGGAGAUGAACUUAAGCCUGGGCGAGGCUGCAAAUGACAACCUUAAAGACGAGGAGGAAGAGGAGAGCACUCUGGUGAUGAGAGCAGAACGUGUGAUCAUAACAGAUGAAGGGGAUGAUGUUCCUGAGGAUCUUGCGCCCCAGGAAGAUCCACAGAACACCGCUGAGUCAGAGGAAACCCCUCUGAAGGUGGAACCAGGAGCAGCUGAGGAGGGAGGAGAAGCUGCAGAAGAGAACGAAGAGGAGGUGAUAAGAGCAGCUCAAGAAACUUCAGCGCAACCUGAGGCUUCUGCAGAGACGCAACCACACGCUGAAGAUGGAGCCACACAGGAGGAUGUGGGUACAAAUGAUGUAGAUUUGAAAGGUGAGGGACAAGGCAAUCCAUCAGAAGAUCCAACCUCUGUGCAGCUGCAGUGCCCGGCCGACACCCUAGAGGGCACCACAGUGGCUCCAGUACCAGUCUACUCCGAGGUGCAGGUGUCCGCUGUCACCCAGCAGCUGGAGGCAGAGGGUGAAACUGAAGAGUUAACGGAAGGAGCCGAGGCAGCGCUGCGUGACCGGGACCCUGCCUCUCUACCUGACCAGUUCCAGGAGGUUCCCCUGGCCGAUCCCCAGGUGAGCCAGAGGACAGAGGCAGGACCGGCGGAGCAGGAUCCCCUCCUGUCUCAGUCCAAAUCCCCCGACACUCAGGCGGAGUUUGCGGCAGCCAACAGCCCGGACAGCUCAUACACACAAGUACCGACCAGGGCCGCGCAGGGGGAGGACACCCAGUCACCCAAACGCAAGAGCUGCGAGUGCUGCUCGGUCAUGUAAACACCCCUUCUGUGCCUUCAUUAACUCUCCUCCUCUUCCCGGCCUGCAUCCUUCAGUCUGUCUCCCUGCUGUUACAUUCAGAAAACACUCAUCCCCUCUUUUUGUUUUACACCCCCAUUUUUUUUUUUUUUUUUUUUUAAUUAGUAUGUCCAAGAGCUACUUUCCUUUCUGUCUUACUUAUCUUGAAAUUCCCCUUAUCCCACUCUUGAGUUUUGAUACGCACCGGACUUGUUAAGUGCCUUGAGGAUCUCUUUACCGAGGACGAUUCUUAUUCCAACAACGAAGACCAAAAUAGGAGGUGUUGAUUUUAACACUAUUUAAGUUAGACUUAGUUUUUUCACGCCCAUUUUCAGGUUCAUAUACGGGAAGAUAAUAAACACAACAACAUGAGAUGUAUCAUUUUAAACAGUUGUAUCUACAUGUAUAACUCAGCGGGUUGUUUUUAUCUUGAAAGCAUAUUUAACCGUACAAUCCAAAGAUCUGGAGAGGUUCAGAGAGGACAUUGUUCUUAUUUAAUGAAUUUAAAACUAGUUAUUUGAAUGAUUUAGGUCUUUUAUUAGAGAUGUUUUCAAUCCGAGUUUAGAGCCUGAACAUUUGUAUUCACUCUGUAACACAAUACACAGACUUUACACAGACGUAUUGGUCAUUAACAACAGUGUGCACCACUGAAUAUUCUUAGGAUGUUAAGAAAUAGAGAUUAUUUUUAAAUACCUGAAAGUGUGACAUUUGUAUUCUUGCGAGAUGAGCUCAUGUGGAGAGGCUCCAGGGCUGUAGACUUCCUGUAGCUCUGUGUAUGGAUGUAUAUACUGUAUACAGGAACAAGUGGAAUCCAGAGUGUCUGUGAUGUCAGCUUUGAAAUGAUUGAUGAAUGGUUGAAUGAUUAAACUGACAUUUUAUGA